AUGCGGCCUUUGACUGAAGAAGAGACCCGUGUCAUGUUUGAGAAGAUCGCCAGAUACAUCGGGGAGAAUCUUCAGCUGCUGGUGGACCAGCCCGAUGGCAUCUACUGUUUCCAUCUGCACAACGACCAGGUGUACUAUGUGAGUGAAAAGAUUAUGAAGUUGGCCGCUAAUAUCUCUGGAGACAAGCUGGUGUCGCUGGGGUCCUGCUUUGGAAAAGUCACUAAAACCCACAAGUUUUGGUUGCACGUCACAGCCCUGGAUUACCUUGCACCUUAUGCCAAGUAUAAAGUGUGGAUAAAGCCUGGUGCAGAACAGUCCUUCCUGUGUGGGAACCAUGUGUUGAAAUGUGGUCUGGGUCGAAUCACUGAAAAUACUUCUCAGUACCAGGGUGUGGUGGUGUACUCCAUGGCAGACAUCCCUUUGCGUUUUGGGGUGGCAGCAAAAUCUACACAAGACUGCAGAAAAGUAGACCCCAUGGCGAUUGUGGUAUUUCAUCAGGCAGACAUUGGGGAAUACGUGCGGCAUGAAGAGACGUUGACUUAA
This is a messenger RNA of Rhinopithecus roxellana (golden snub-nosed monkey), 543 nucleotides long. Its product is annotated as 60S ribosome subunit biogenesis protein NIP7 homolog. Gene Ontology annotation, molecular function: RNA binding. NCBI's taxonomy places the organism in Eukaryota, Metazoa, Chordata, Mammalia, Primates, Cercopithecidae. Gene Ontology annotation, cellular component: nucleolus; preribosome, large subunit precursor; nucleus. Gene Ontology annotation, biological process: ribosomal large subunit biogenesis; ribosome assembly. The record is from RefSeq and is a predicted model, not a curated record. The transcript has a single exon. Bases 1 to 543 code for a protein of 180 amino acids.